Molecule: messenger RNA, 4189 nt
Organism: Amphiprion ocellaris (clown anemonefish)
Lineage: Eukaryota; Metazoa; Chordata; Actinopteri; Pomacentridae
Gene: prph2a
Product: peripherin 2a (retinal degeneration, slow)
Exons: 3
Coding region: 2061-3095 (344 amino acids)
Biological process (GO): visual perception
Cellular component (GO): membrane
Source: RefSeq, a predicted model, not a curated record
UUACUCUGAUCUGCUAUUAUUAGAGAAAAAUUGUUAUAGAAAUGAAGUUACUGUAUAAAAAAAAAAUACAAUAAGAAACUCAUUCCAUCCAUUAUACCAGAAACUUUAAAGCUCUCCACAGAGGUCGGAAAUCAUUCUACAUUAUCGUACAUUUAUAUAAAGAGUCCUGUGCUGCUGGAGAAAAGGAAGCUUUAAAAGCAGCCGUUGCUGAACUGAGAUAAAAACAGACAACAAGAAAUAAAGCUUUUACAGUCUGAAGAGUUUGUUUCUGAUCUUUAAUACAGAUCUACUGCAUCAAAAAUUCUUAGGCCACUUUAUUUAACCUGUAGAGAAAUCAAAGUAGAAACUCAGACCAUAUUUCUUCCUUUAUCAAGCUUCUGAGGCAAAAGUUACUCUAAAUCCUGCUAAUUUCCAUUUAAAAGCAGCAUCUGAACUUUUCUACAGUAAAUACUGUAUUAAAAUAUAUGAUAAUGUAAUUGUAAGCAGAUAUGUGUUCAUAUAACUGCUUCUGUAGGGCCUAUAAGUUGAAGGCUGGUAUUUAAUCAAGGAAUGAAUGGCAAUACGGUCAAAUACAUCCAUAAUAAUAUACUUAAAAUGACCUCCUAGCUGCAUUUAACUACAUUAUAGUGUGUUAUGAAUUAUACUUCAGCUGUUUUUUCUGCUUAUACAUAAUAAAUGUAGGUACAGAUCAUGAAAAAUUGACAGUUUGAAAAGACAAGACACAAUCAUAUAAGACAAUAGAAGAUAAUGUAGUAGCACUGAUGGAAAAAAAGGAUUUACCUUAGAAAGGAAGACUAAGUUGAAUUUGGUAUGUUAAUGUGGCAUCAAGGGGGGAAAAAAUGACCUAAUAUACACUAAGAACUUCUUAAUUUAAUCUUGAAAAUGUUGCUAACCAGAUAACAUUUGAUGAUUUAACACAUAAAUGCAGUUAUAAAAAUACAAACUCUCGAUGCAUGAUGCACUGAAAAGUGCAUAAGGAAGUCAACAUUCUAAUUGCAUUUUGCAGACAUUUGGCAACACUGCAGCUCUCGUGUCCAGCUGCAAGCACUGAGAAGCAGUUUAAGGAUCUGGCACGUUUGCAUCAGACACUGUGUUGAUUAGAACUGCCAAGAUAGCAAAUGACAUUAAGUGCAUUACUGAGAGUGCUAAAGUUUAUUAGUUUUCUGCAACUACUUCUGUCCAUGUUAAUCAGCCUUGUGUUUUAUCUGCACUGUUAGUCUCAGUUUUGCUGUGAUUUGUGCAGCCUAAAUAUAAAUCAGUUCUUCCAAUGUGCAGUUAUAUUGGAGUGGUUAAUAGAUGAGCCUUAAAUUUAUCCUCUUUUGUUUCUGUCAAUGGGUUUCUGGUGCUUCAUUACUCCAGCCUGUUUACUCCACUGUGGAGGCAUCUGGUUAGUGUUGAGCUUGUGGACCCCACACCUGUGAAUGGGUCUGCUACCUUAAUUAGCUCCACUUUCAUGUCCAUGGCCUUGGUCAAGCCUCAGCUGCUGCAGCUCCCAGUGCGUUCCAUCGAGGCGACUGUGACCACGUGAACACGCAAACCAAUUAUGGCCCCUGGCAGCAGCUUAUUAUCAGGCUCAUCUUGUGUGGAGGGAUUUCUGUAAAUUGGAUCAGGCCGCUUACUGGAGCUUAGCAUGACGUACUGCAACUUUGAGUUUAAUCAUGAGGAUCCUCGGCAAUCCUCCACCUCUCCGAGAGAGCGGAACAUCACCAUCGGCCUCACCUGUGCUGCAGGGAAGCAAAACUGGUAAAAGUUUGGAGAAAUAAAGCCUAGUGAACUUUGAAGUUUAUGGUACAAUGGAAGAAGUUAAACCUUUGAAGAAAUAAGACUCCUAUGCUACUCUGGGGUCUUCUUGAGGUCUUCAUCUCUGCUGCUUUGCUGUGGGAUGGAUUACAGGCUGAGCUGAUUCUCCUGUCCUGUUGGACCAGCCAGAGGAGACCUCGAUAACAAAACAGACAAGGAGACUGGUACUGCAGGUUGGCAAGAAUAUCUGGACAUAUUGCAGUUCUACAUCAUCUUUCAACUCUCUUCUUCUCAGACAAGGACACCUCACAGAUUGAACAAUGGCUUUGAUGUUGGUCAAGUUCGAUCUGAAAAAGCGAGUGAAGCUCGCUCAGUCAGUCUGGUUCAUGUACUGGUUUGCCGUACUGGCCGGUGUGCUGGUCUUUAGCAUGGGCCUGUUCUUCAAGAUCGAGCUGCGAAAGCGCUCAGAACUCAUGGACAACAACGAGAGCCACUUCCUGCCCAACCUGCUCAUACUUAUGGGUCUAAUAGCCUGCGGCAUCAACGCCUUCGGAGGCAAAGUCUGCUACGAUUCGCUGGACCCGACCAAGUUUGCAAAGUGGAAGCCCAUGUUGAAGAGCUUCCUGGUGUUCUGCGUGGUGUUCAACGCCCUGCUGUUUGUCACAGCCCUGCUGUGCUUCCUGAUGAGGAUCCCCCUGCAGUUCACCCUGGCCGAGGGGCUGAGGAACGGCAUGAAGUACUACAAAGACACGGACACGCCCGGACGCUGCUACAUGAAGAGGACCCUGGACCUGAUGCAGAUGGAGUUUCGUUGCUGCGGAAAUGACAACUACAGAGAUUGGUUUGAGAUCCAGUGGGUUAGCAACCGCUACCUAGACUUCAGCGCAAAGGAAGUCAAAGACCGCAUCGGUAGUAACGUGGACGGCCAGUAUCUGAUGGAUGGAGUCCCGUUCAGCUGCUGUAACCCCAGCUCCCCCAGACCCUGCAUCCAGCUCCAGAUGACCAACAACUCUGCCCACUACAGCUACGACCACUACACCGAGGAGCUGAAUGUGUGGAAGCGUGGCUGCCGCGAUGCCCUGCUGUCCUACUAUGGAGGCAUGAUGAACACCAUCGGAGCCCUGGUCAUACUGGUCAUCAUGCUGGAGAUCGCUGUGACUGUCGGCAUGCAGUACGUCAACAGCUCCCUGUCCACCCUGGCCAACCCUGAGGACCCCGAGAGCGAGAGCGAGGGCUGGAUCUUGGAGAAGACGGUGAAGGAGACGUUCACCGACAUCAUGGACAAAAUGAAGGCCAUGGGCAAAGGAGGAAAAGUGGAGGAGGGGGGCGAGGCAGCGGUGGCAACGGUGAGCUGAGCUGAACCCAAACCUGCAAAAACUGACACCGCUCCACCUCACGAGGAGAAAAAAGGACUUAUGAGAGUACUACACUUUUGUACCAACCUUUAUUUUGUAGACCUACUCACAUAUUUGAACUCCUUUUAAAUGGACUCAUUACCAACGGACUCCUUGAAUCAAUAAUACUGCAGAUUCACACAUAGAGAAAUUCAGUAGCAUGAGUAAUGGUUUUUAAUUCCCCCAAUGAAACUAAUCCAUCUCAAACUCCAAGUUAGCUUCAAGGCAUAUUUUCAAAGAUAUUUGCUAUUUGGAUUUCUGACAUUCAGUGGAUUUCAAUCCUUUUUUCCCUCCCAAAAAAAAAGAAAAGUCAAGUCAGUGUGCGCUCUAUUGAUAAAUGUCAUUUAUUUUGCAAUCACAAGUAAGUUCGUAAGUUUUCCUUUGUAUUGCCGUCACAUAGUUUGGCGGGGAUGGUGGUUGCUAUGCAACCCCCCCUCUUAGGGAAGCCUAAGGUGCAGAUGGAGGAUAUUUACCACCCACGAGACACAGUGUUUUAUUUUUGACCCGUCUAUAGUGCUUUGGCUCGUAGCUGAUACUGUAUAUAGACAAAGCAAACAAAUUAAACCUCCCCAGCUCAGCUCUUUUUAUACUUCAGUCCACCUUUGAAGACUGGUUAAGCUCCUGAGAUGGAGUAAAAAUCUGAAUUGAAUGAAUCAGCAUGAAUUAUGCAUGAAUGUUGCAGCACAUGGUUGAAGAGUGAUUCAUGGGAAGCAGGAGGAGCGCCUCAGAGAAGCACGGAGGACGGCAGAUAUGGCAGCUAAAUCUUGGCUCCUGACCCCUGUACUGUAAUCUGAAAUCCUCUUUGGUGUUUCCCAUGUGCAUUCAGUAUCUGUUUGUUGUAUGUAUGUAUAUUCUAACAGCUGGUGGGUCUUUGUACAUAGUGUAGAAACGAUGACAAAAACAUUUAACUUUUUUAAAAUAAUGUAAUUAAGAUAAAUCUUUUAUUUAAAUCCAUGUAAAGUUUUUUUUCCAAAUGUUUUUUGGGGAUUUGUGUGUCUGUGUAGAAAAGAAAUUUUGCUGGUUGUAUACAUGAAUAAAGGAUUUUAGAGAUGUGA